Haliotis rufescens (red abalone) is the source of this 2229-nucleotide messenger RNA. RefSeq lists its product as uncharacterized. Gene Ontology annotation, biological process: signal transduction. The record is from RefSeq and is a predicted model, not a curated record. The coding region runs from base 52 to 2133 and encodes 693 amino acids. The transcript is spliced from 8 exons. NCBI's taxonomy places the organism in Eukaryota, Metazoa, Mollusca, Gastropoda, Lepetellida, Haliotidae. Gene Ontology annotation, molecular function: protein binding.
UCAAUAUGCACACAAACUGGUCUAGCUAUAGGUUGUGAGUGGAUUACUAACAUGGACCGUUGUGAAGUCGGAGAAGUUCUCUAUGGGAAAUCUUCUGAUGUCGGCAUCACUUCAGCUCCAGACACCAACAUGGCGGGAGAGGAUGAAAACGAGGAUGUAUCCUCCUCCUCAGAGGAAGAGGAAGAGGAGGAAGCUGGGGAUAUAUUUGUUGCCCGCGAAAGCAGUCCCGAUGCUAUGGAGCGAGCGAUCAAGCCACUGGGUCACGGCGUGCUCGCAGAUGUUCCUUUGAAGCAUGAAGAUGUGAAGUGUAAGCUGGUAGAACUGGAUGUACCGAGGAGAAACUGGCAGCUCGUACAGUUGCGGCUGAGUUCCAGCGAGAGUCUGGUGAGCCACUUCUUUGAAACAGACGGGAAAGACAAUAUGCAUAUGCCUGAUGACGUCAUCAUCAACAUCCCGGUGAUGAUUCCACGCAGCAAGGUGCGACCAGAGAAAAUGUACGACUUCUUUUUCAUGGUGGAGAAUGCGGGGGUCUGGUCACGCUGCCCAGCUGAAUACAAGAACCGCAACGCCAAGGCAAGCAUCAAGGAGUUCAAGUCUCUGUGCGUGAUUGCGAGACUCAAGCCAGAAGAGCAUGUUAUCACUCCUAAGGGAUUCAAUUUUGUCUCUGAUAAAGAUCAACACGUCACAGUCAGUUUCCCAGAAGGCACCGUGGAGAAAGAUACAAAUUUUAAGUUCAUAGUGGAGACAGUUGACCCCAAGAGGAGUAAGAAAUACAAGACCUACAAUCCUUCCACCUUUAACUGCAUCCUUGGCUUCACCACAACACUGCACGUGAAACACGUGCAUGACACGUGCCUCAAGCAUCUCGUGGAGGUCUGUCUUCCCAUACACAAGUCGGGGGAUGAUGAUGGGGAAGAAGAGGUGGAAGGGGAAGUGGUGUUCCUCAGAUGGGAGGGCGAUGAAGUAGAAAUCGUUCAGGAUGAACCGACAAGGGAGGAGAGCUCUUACAGCAUUCCUGUCAAGCAUUUCUCAGGCUAUAGUGCCGUCCGUAAAAACAAAUCUGCCUCCAACCAAGAUGUCUUGACAGCUGCCCGCAUCUUGGCCGGAAAGGAGAACCUCUGUACCCUUCUGUCCUUCAUCAAGGUGCGUACUAUAGGACCUACAGUCCUCCUGGACGUCGUUGAGUCUUGUAAGGCAGAGAAGGUCAUCCGGAUACAUCGUAGAGCAGGCAUGAAGGAGAUCGAGAUGAGCAGAUCCCGUGACAUUCCAGUGUCGGACAGAGAAAGGAUCAAGAUCGAGCUUGGCGGAAAUCUCGCCCAUGUCUCAUGUGUCCCACGUAAAAUCUAUAACCUCACGUUCGUGAAAGCAGCUUCGACCAAUAACGUCAGCUUCCCUCUACAGACACGGGUCUCGUCGUCAGCUUACAGCGUCAUCAACUUCAGAGGAGGAAGAGGACGGUGGGUCCACUCUAUCCAUUUCGAUCUUGGCCUUGGAACUAGAAACCCCAAGAACACCCUUCUUUGUCCCACCAGUGUCUGUUUCCCGACCUUUCAGCAUUACCAGGCCGAGUUGAAGUAUAGGCCAGUGUCGGAUGUCCCAGUAACAAGGGUGGUCUUCAAAGGGUUAGAUACCCCCGACAGCCAGUGGGAUGACAGCAGGCCAGUAACCCGCCAGUCAACAAGUACAAUGCAGUCUGUGGAGGCGGACUCUGAAGUGAAUGUAAUGUUUGACAGGCCAGUUAGUCGUGCAGUGUCAUUGAAGUCAGAGUCAACCGUUGCCUCACCCACUGCAUCAGUAAUCGAAAAAAGGCACCCUCUGUUGAGCGAGAAAAGCCUACUGGCCCUGAGCGAGCAACUUUCCAUGACUGAAUGGAACCGAGUGUUGGUGGAGCUGAAUAUUGGCAGUUCUGACAUAGCCCGGGUCAGUGAAGAAGCAACUCGACAAAAUUUUAGUCAAGCUUUCAAACUACUUGUGUUUUGGAUACAGACCAACAGGGGCAAGUCUGACAGGGAUCUCAUCAACACUCUGGUUGCAGCCUUUGUUGAACUAUGUAGAAUUGAUAUGGCGGAAGUCAUUCGGAAGGCCGGAAGGACGCACAGACAUUUGAAACGGAGUGAUUUUAAGAAAAUGUGAGUGAGUUUAGAGUCGCUGUUGACAGUAUUUCAGUUAAAUGUCAGGUUUAUGUCAGGUCAAUGUCAAUCUCAUUAAAAUCAGAUCUUAGUUCUCGCU